This is a messenger RNA of Capsella rubella, 3528 nucleotides long. RefSeq lists its product as uncharacterized. Lineage: Eukaryota; Viridiplantae; Streptophyta; Magnoliopsida; Brassicales; Brassicaceae. Gene Ontology annotation, molecular function: small GTPase binding. The transcript has 21 exons. Gene Ontology annotation, biological process: protein import into nucleus. Bases 16 to 3279 code for a protein of 1087 amino acids. The record is from RefSeq and is a predicted model, not a curated record. Gene Ontology annotation, cellular component: nuclear envelope; cytosol.
AAAAACACACACAAAAUGUUCGUCGGCGACGACGACUCAAUUCAGAUUGUUCGACUUCUUGAGCAGACGCUUACUUCCAUAGAUGGCGUUGCAGUCCGCGAGGCGACGGAGGCUCUGGAUCGACUUGCUACAGAGCUCCCUCACUUCCCUUAUCGUCUUCUUUCCAUCGCUUCCGGAGGAGAAAAUCCCAGCCAGAGAGUUGCCGCUGCAACAUAUCUUAAGAAUUUUACCAGAAGGAGCACUGGGAUUGAAGGGACAAUCUCUGAAGUCAGCAAGGAGUUUAAGGAUCAGCUCCUCCUAGCUUUGCUUCAGGCUGAGCCAGCAGUUCUUAAAGUUUUACUUGAGCUGCUCCACAUUGUUGUUGUAUCAGAAUUUGUGAAGAAAAAUGCAUGGCCUGAACUUGUACCUGAGCUGCGCUCUGCUAUCGAGAAGAGCAGCUUGAUUAGCAGUUCAAACUCUAGCUGGAGUACUGUGAAUGCUCUGCUGGUAUUGCUUACAGUUGUAAAGCCAUUUCAGUACUUCCUUCAACCAAAACUUGCAAAGGAACCAGUACCACAACAGCUGGAGAGUAUCACGAAAGAAAUUUUAGUACCCUUGGUGUCAGUACUGCAUCGUUUUACUGAGAAGGCUUUGACUACAAAGGGAUUAGGUGAACUGGAAUUGGAAAAGACACUCCACAUUAUCUGCAAAUGCCUAUACUUUUCAGUGAAGUCCCAUAUGUCAUCAGCUUUGUCACCUCUGCUCAGUUCCUUCUCUCGAGAUAUGAUCAGAAUUCUGGACUCCUUGAGUUUUGACUGGAGUGUCACUCCUUCAGAUGGGAACUUGAUGAGGUUGAAAGCUGGAAAAAGAAGUUUGCUCCUCUUUGGCACACUUGUCAGCAGACAUAGAAAAUACUCUGACAAAUUGGUGCCGGAGAUAGUAAACUGCUCAAUGAACAUUAUCAAACAUAGUUCCAAUAUCAGUAGGCUCGGAUGUCUAACUGAGAGAAUUAUAUCACUUGCUUUUGAUGUAAUUUCACGCGUCAUGGAAAUUGGCCCUGGAUGGAGAUUACUUUCACCCCAUUUUUCUACUUUGUUGGAUUCUGCAAUCUUUCCAGCACUGGUGCUGAAUGAGAGGGACAUAUCUGAGUGGGAAGAAGAUGCAGAUGAAUUCAUAAGGAAAAACUUUCCAUCUGAACUAGAAGAGAUUUCUGGGUGGAGGGAAGACUUGUUUACAGCCAGGAAAAGUGCCAUGAACUUACUUGGUGUCCUUGCCAUGUCAAAGGGACCACCAGUAUCUACUACAAAUAAAGCAUCCUCAGCUGCAUGUAAGCGGAAGAAAGGUGAAAAGAGCAGAAGAAAUAACCAAAGAUGUAUGGGAGAUCUACUGGUGCUUCCAUUUUUGUCAAAGUUUCCGGUGCCUUUGAAAAGUUACAUACUGGAUGCUAGUACUCCAGCAGCCUAUUUUGGUGUCCUAAUGGCAUAUGGUAGCCUGCAAGAGUUUAUCCAAGAACAAAAUCCUGAGUAUGUGGCAUCUUUUGUCCGUACUCGUGUGCUACCGAUUUAUUCUACACCUGAUGUCACACCUUACCUGGUUGCAUCAGCAAAUUGGGUACUUGGAGAGCUUGCGUCCUGCCUACCUGAGGAGAUGAAUGCAGAUAUUUUUUCUUCCCUACUGAAGGCAUUAGCAAUGCCAGAUCAGGUGGAGAUCUCUUGUUACCCAGUGCGUGUUUCAGCUGCUGGUGGGAUAGGUUCACUACUCGAAAAUGAGUACCAACCACCUGAAUGGCUGCCGCUUCUUCAAAUUAUUAUUGGUAGGGUUGGUAGUGAGGAGGACGAGGAUGGCAUUUUGUUUCAGCUUCUCAGAUCUGUGAUCGAUUCGGGAAGUCAAGAUAUUUCCACACAUAUUCCGUACAUUGUCUCUUCGCUAGUUAGUAAUAUGUUGCCGUUUCUGCAUCCUAGUGAAGAUCCAUGGUCUCAGGCUAUUCUAGGUGGCCUGGAGACAUUAGCAGUAAUGGCUCAGACUUAUGAGAGCUCUAAGCCUGCAGCGAAUGAAGAGAAUAAUCAGGCGACUGGAAUAUGGGUAACUGGUCAAGGCACAAUCAGCAGAGCUUUGUCAUCAAUUUUACAUCACGCAUGGCUGACAACAGAUGUGCCUCCGACUUCAUGCGUAGAUCAUUUGUCGAUGAUGUUGCGGUUCAUUGUGAUUGCUUCCACUAAUUGCAAUGAGCUCAGAUUAACUGAAUUACUCGUAGUUUGGGCUGAUAUUCUUGCUAGCUGGAAUGGUUGGGAAGAGUCGGAGGACUUAUCAAUUUUUGACUGCAUAGAAGAAGUUGUGGGUAUAAACAACAAAUAUGGUUUUAGGAGUUUCCUUUUCAGAGAUAUGCCAUCUCCGCCAGCCAUGCCAGUCCGUCCACAAUCUGUUGCUGAAUCCAUUGGUUCAUUUGUCAGCAAAGCCAUACUUGAGUAUCCGUCUGCCAGAAGGAGGGCUUGUUCUUGUGUCCACACGUUAUUACAUGUACCAGACUACUCUUCUGACAUCGAAGGGGUGGGAAAAUCAUUGGCAAUGGUCUUCAGUGAAGCAGCCUUUUCCCGUUUUUUAGGGUUGCGCGAGAAACCUUGUACUUUGUGGAGGCCUCUAUUACUGGUAAUAUCGUCAUGCUAUAUCUCCUAUUCCGAUGUUGUGGAAAUUGCUUUAGAGAAAGUGAUAUCUGGAGGUUUUGAGCUAUGGGCAUCUUCAUUGGCAUUUUCAUACUCACUUACGUUUGAUGCCACUCCAGCAUUAGCAUCGGAAAUAAAACUAUAUGUGAUGACGCUAGUAAAGGUGAUCGAGCAGCUUUUAGAUGUAAAGCAUGGGAAUGCAACUGAUGAUUUGGCAAGGAAGUGCUUUGUUUCAUUGGUGGAGGCUUCUCAGAGGCUAAAAGAAUUGAAUGAAGAAACAGACGAUGAUGAAGAUGAUGGAGAACCUGGAGAAGAAGAGACAGAAUCUGAAGAAACUGAUUCAAAUGACGAGGAUUCCGAGAGCGAUGAGUGUGAAGAAACAGAGGAAGAAUUUCUGGAAAGGUAUGCUAAAACUGCAGCAGAGUUGGAGAAUAGUGAAGUAACCGAAGAGGAAGAUGAAGAAGAUGAUGAACAUGAGAUUGAUUUGGGUUCUCUGAAUGAAAUUGAUCCGCAGAAACUGGUUUUAUCAUUAAUGGAGAAGCAUCACGAGAAAGUAAUCAAACUCGUACCCUCAGAAGUUAUCUCAACUUUUCUCAAUUCUUUUCCUGUGUUCACAAGUCUCUUCUCUAAGUGCCUCUAAACAUUAAACUAUAGUUUUUCUCUUUGUCCAAGUUUUGAUGCGGUUUUGGUUCAUGAUGUGUUUACGAUUCUGAGUCAGUUUCAUGUUCCAUGUUUCAUUGAGACUUUUGAGCCAUUUACAGAAGUUUAAAACUUUUCUGAUCAAAAAAGGCUUGAUGGUCUUUUUUAUAUGCGGAGAUAUUUUUUUUUGUAAGAAAUUACAAAUUUUGUAUACUGUUACGAAUUUUAAAUAUUGAUCACUUAUUUUUUA